AUGUUGGAUGAGCAACUUUGGAGAGAUAAGUGGCCUGGAGCACUUCAAAUGAAGGAAAAAAGAGUGGAUAUUUAUCCUACUAUGGACUUUGGCAUCGAAAAAGCCAAAACAACUACUAAACAACACGCAGAAGUUGUUGGGAGUCGCAUCUUCAUCAGAAAUCACAAAAGGGUUUUGAGGAGUACCGAUCAGCUUAAAAUAGUGAUGGGUAACUCUAUAGCAUCUCGCUGGAGGGAUCUCAGUGGAAAGAAUGAUUGGAAGGAUAUAUUGCAUCCUCUCGAUCUUGACCUCCGCCGCUAUAUAAUUCACUAUGGUGACAGGUGUGGAGCCGUUGGAGAUCUCUUUAAUGAUACAAAGGCAUCGAGGGGGUUUGGACAUAGCCUAUAUCCAGCAGAUGAGUUUUUCUCCAGGGCAGGUCUCGAAAUUGGAAAUCAGUUCAAGUACAGCGUGACCAACUUCUUUUAUGCCGCCUCAGAUAUUGUACAGUCCGCUUGGUUUGGCUAUGUGGCAGUGACCACAGAUGAAGGAAAGGCUAUUCUGGGAAGGAGGGAUAUUUUGGUUACUUGGAGAGGAACCAUGACAGACUCGGAGUGGAUUAACAAUGUACUUUUUCCAACUUCAGCUUCGGAGCUAUUUGGAGAGGACAAUGAUCCUCUGGUGCCUGGCUUUCUCUCUCUUUAUACUGGGAGUAGCUCCAACUCUCCUUACAGCCAGACCAGUGCCAGAGACCAGGUAAAAUCUUGA
This is a messenger RNA of Theobroma umbraticum, 744 nucleotides long. NCBI's taxonomy places the organism in Eukaryota, Viridiplantae, Streptophyta, Magnoliopsida, Malvales, Malvaceae. The record is from RefSeq and is a predicted model, not a curated record.